CUCACCACUCACCARUCACCCGUUAUUAAUUAAUCACGCGGUACGGACUAAGGCAGCGCUAUCUUCGUAAGCACGGUCGAGUAGCGUCGGGCUACGGCCUACGGUUUUAGAAGACUCUUGGACUCUUCAGUUAGUUGCUUAGUUCACUUCUUCCGUGUUCAGUUCAUAGUGUUCACACUACUCACUCACUUUCUAGUUUCUACUUUCUAGUCACUUCACCUGCUCACUACUUUACACUUGUGCACUGUGCAGUACUGCAGUAGUCCAUCACUGCAACCAGUGUAAAUGCAAAUUGCAAAUUGAGUUGUUGCAACAGUCCGCUCCCGGCGUCUAAGCCACUACAGUCUAUGGUUCAAUUUCAAAUCUAUAUUUUUACACUGACAUUGUAUUGAUAAUUCGUCAAUAUCAUAUCUGAUUAAAAUUGUGAAUAUGCUACCUGCAGAUUGUCGAGUUAAUUCUGAUUCUGAUGACAGUUUAGAUCGUUUUCCCAGGAAAAAAACUAAAAUAUCACAUAUAAAUAGACAAUCGUUUGAUAGAGAUAUUUCAAUUGAUGAAGGUAGUCAAAAUUAUGAUGAAAUUGAAAUGGACAAAUAUUUUGAAAAUACAAAUCAAAAUUUGAACAAUAAUCAAACUGUAUCUUCUGGAGUAUCUGAUGAUGAUGACUUUAAUGUUAAUAAGUAUGAAGAUAGUGAAAGUGAAGAUUAUUUACCUAUUUCAGAUGGUGAAUUUGAAUUAGAAAAGUAUGUAAUAAAUGAAACAAAUUCUAAGCCUAGCGAUAAUGAAAAAACUGAUGUCAAAUCUGUCAAAGAUGUUUCUGGGAGUGUCAAUGAUCAUAAUAAUGAUAAGGAAACAAUGAUUAAAACUUAUAAAUCCAUAGGUAUAGAUAAUGACGAAUUAUAUGAUUUACUAGAUAAAGCAUAUAGAGAUAAAAAUAAAACCCACAAUGAACAUAAAAAAAAGGCUGUUACUCAAGAUGACUUUAAAGAAUAUGAAAAAAUUGUGUUAGAGGAAGUAUGUAAAAACCAUUUUGAUAUUUUGCCUGAAAAUUGGAUCGAAGCAACUCAUAAAAGUGGCAUGCCUAUUUAUUUACACAAGAAAAGUAGAGUUGUAACAUUAUCAAGACCUUAUUUUUUGGGACCAGGCGAUCCUAAAUCACAUUUAGCACCAUUAUCAGCUAUUAGUUGCUUACAAUAUCAAAAAGGUCUAAAGAAUAAAGAAAUUAUAAAAAAUGAACCAGAUUUUCAGGUUAGUAAACUUGGUGAUAUGAUUAUACCAAAUGCCAAAGUGGAGACUGCACAAGAAAAUAUUAUCAAAGAAUCUUUAACACAUGCAGAGUUACGGGAAUAUUGUCAAUCACUAUUUAAGUUCAAGGUUAAAGAAGUGAAAUCUCCUUGUAAAAUGUUGAAAGAACNCAUCAACAUUAUCUUUAAAACAACUAGUUUUCGGUGUAAUCGUCGUCGAGAAUGGAUAAUGAAUCCAAAUGGUAAAAGCUAUGUGAGCAUUUUACAUGAAUAUUUACAGCAAGCAUUGAAAACCCAACCUUGGUAUGAGUUUAAAGAACUUGAAAAUACAGAAACACCUUAUUCUGCAACUGUCGUACUUAAUGAUGUUCAAUAUGGUGUUGGUUUGGGUAAUAGUAAGAAGCAAGCAAAACUUAAUGCUGCUCAAGCUACUUUAGACAUACUCAUACCUGAAAUGAAAAAUAAAAUAGAUUCAGAUAUUAAAAACCAACGCGAUCCAGUAAUAUUUGAUCAAAUUAAAGUUACCGACCCCAGAAUUACUGAAUUCUGUGCUAAAACCACAGAACCUAGUCCGUAUGCUAUGUUAUUAGUGUGUUUGCAAAGGAAUUUUGGUGAAUGUGAAAUAGGUAUUGAAUAUAAAUUGAAUAAUCGUCGUAGAAUGUUAAACCAAUGUACAAUGAUGGUUGGUAAACAUACAGCUUCCGUUGCUUGUAAAAAUAAAAGGGAUGGUAAACAAAAAGCUUCUCAAGUAAUAUUGGGUUUAUUACAUCCACAUAUUGAUAAUUGGGGUUCGUUGUUACGUCUUUAUGGUAAUCGGAGUAUUAAGAAUGCUAAAGAAAAAAAACAAGAAGAGCAAGAAAUCACUCAACUCCAAAGUAAAGCUGCUGUGAAUCAACCAAAUUUUGCUAUACUAAAUAAACUUAAAGAAGAAAUGUUAAAAAUUAGAGACCAAAGAAAAUUAAAAGAAACUAAUGAAAUGUUAGGAUUACCUCAGACAAUGCUUGCUACAACAUGUCCAUAUACCAUAACAAUUCCAUCAUCAUCUACUARUCCUAACUAAUAAAUUGAUUCAAUUAGUUUAUUUUUUAUAUGCUAAAGUUUAAUACCAACCAUUGAUUUUGAAUUAACUGUAUUAAAAUUUAAUUCAAAUUUUAUGUUCCUAAAAGUACUUAUUUAUUUUGGCUAAUGGUAAUAUAUUUAUAAUAUAAACCUAUAACACAAGGUGUUUUUUGUUGUUGUUACCUUAUGUUGC
Messenger RNA from Diuraphis noxia (Russian wheat aphid), 2493 nucleotides. Its product is annotated as microprocessor complex subunit DGCR8-like. The record is from RefSeq and is a predicted model, not a curated record. Gene Ontology annotation, cellular component: microprocessor complex. Gene Ontology annotation, molecular function: identical protein binding; heme binding; double-stranded RNA binding. Gene Ontology annotation, biological process: primary miRNA processing. NCBI's taxonomy places the organism in Eukaryota, Metazoa, Arthropoda, Insecta, Hemiptera, Aphididae.